UGCCACAGGGUAUGUGAGUGUGUGCGCUGUGUGAAGGCAGCAGCAGCAAGCAACAGCAAGUGAAAUCAAUAAUAUUUGCAGCAGCAAAUAAACAGCAAAAAUGUCGAAUUAAUUGGGAAUUAGCGACACAACAACAACAAAUUGCCGCUGCACUGAGCCGAAAUUUUGUGCCUUUUAACGAUCUUCCGUUGCGAAGAGAAAGAAGCAAAAAGCAAAAAAUAAUGGAAUUUUAACAAAGUCUCGAAAGUGUACUUCUGGUGCAAGAAGCAGCAUCAGCAGCAGCAACAGCAGCAGCUUAGCUAGAGGAAACCGGAAACGGAAUCAGCGCCAGAUCUCCAGAUCUCCAGCCAGCGGAAAAGACGACCAUGAUACCCACCAGUGUCACCAAUUCACCGCCGCCAGCGGGUUUGGGCCAGAAUGGAGCAGCUGCCUCAUUGGGCUCGGCCACAGCGGCAGCUGGAAAUGGAUCAGGAGGCAGUGGCGGCGGCGGCAUAGCCAUGGGCAUGGGUUCGAGCUCGGGUCCUGGAGCUCAGAACAGCUACAGCUCCUUUGUGCUGGGCCUGGCCUCGCUUAUCCUGGAGGGCAGACCCAUUGCAGACGAUGAGUACAUGCUGCAGCAGCAUCAUCAGCAACCGGGAUCGGGUGGAGCCACAACCGGCGGGGGAGGCGGAGGAGCAGGAGGACGCCUCUCGCCGCGACCCUCCACCUCGAGGGCGGCCAUAAACAUUACAACGAAUCCCUAUGGCUCCAUGGGAGGAUCGGAUAAUCGUGGUGGAGGAGGAGGAGGAGUAGGAGUAGGAGGAGGAGCUUCUACCAGCGGCAGCAGCAAUGGCAACACCAGCAGCAGCUCCCUAACCCACCAGCGCUGGACGCAGAAGCUCUGCCAACUGCGCCAGAUCUCGCCGGCUGCCCAGGCGAUGAGUGCCGAACCGGAGUUGGUCUCCCUGGCCAUCAAUGAUCUCAACAAGGAUCAUGGCGGUGACUAUGAGAUUGUGCGACGUGUCAUGCUCAACCGGGCAGGCGGAGGCAUGGGUCUAAGUGGUACCGGUGGCAUUGGUAGCAACAACUCGAGUGCCGCCAGUUCACCGGGCUCCAAUUCAUCGGAUAAUAUCCUCCAUUCGCUGCAAUCCCUGGCCACCACAUGCUUGCGCGGUGGCCCAGCCUUGGCAGCACCGCCACCCGUGGAGCCAAGGCCUCUCAAUCUGUCCUUUAUCUGGACGGGAUCGGUGGCUUCUAGUGGAGGAGGAGGAGUGGGAGUUGGAGGAGCGGCAGCAGCACUAGCAGCAGGCGGAGGAGGACUAGGAGGAGUCGGAGGAGGAGGAGGAGGAGGAGGAGCGUCAACAACUGCCACUGCCAGCAGCGGAGCAAAUAGCUCCGCAUCGCGGCCCAAGCAUGGGCCGCACUGUGAUCAGUUCCUCAGGAAGAUGGGUCUGGCCAAGGGCGAGAUGCCAUCGGAGGCUGAGGAGCACAUCUGUGAUAUGUCCUACGUGAAUAUGACCUGCAAUCGCUGGCGUGCUUACUGCAUGAAAAUGGAGGCCAUCCUGGCCAGACGUGAACCCGUUUGCAUAGAGGUCUACCUGGGUCCCGUAACCCACAAGCUAUUGCUGGAACAAUGGAUCAUCAGCGGCAGGGAGAAAGUCCCACCGCCCACGAUGACACUGCCAUCGCUAUGCAGCGCCAUUCGCAGUCAGCUGUACUUCUCCCAGAUUGUGGCCUGGUGUGAUUUGCUCCGCAAGUGCGAUCCCUCGGUCUACGACAGCGGUCGAGUGAUCUUUGCCAGCUGUGGCAACAAUGCCGGCGAUUUGGCCACCACCUGUACGCCCAGCGGGGGCCAGAGGAGGCCUCGCUUGAAUAUCUUCUACAGGAUUAAGCAGCACAAUGCCAACGCUGGUGGUGGACAGUACCAGGAUGGCUUCAGUGCCAAGGCCAAUGUCCAUAAUUUUCCCAACGUCAAUGUCUCGGAAAGCUAUAGCAUUUCCGUGUGCGUGAAAAGUUUACCCAGGAUUAAUGGUGGCCUGCCCCAUGUGGAGCCCCUACCUAGUCCCAGUCCAGCGCCACGCAGCCUGCGAACCUGCGGCGGUGAUCCGGCAAGCACACCAACCGGUGGCGGUGGCCUUCAUGCGGCCACGCCAACGGGUCUGGGAGCCAGGAUUAGUGCAAUUAGUAGCCCAACGACGACCACCACGAUGACCGGCAGCUCCAACUGUGAUAAUAAUGGAUUAAAGCAAGGAUUAGAUGAACUCGAUGGGGACACGAGCCUGAGUCACCGGGAGAGGCAGUUGCAAAAGUAUCGCAAGCGGAUGCAGCGACGGGAUAAGAAGCGGGAGAGGAAGAACUCCCCGGAGAGGCAGCAGCAACUACACCAUCCCGUAGAAGAACCCAUGGAGGAGGGUGAAGAGUCCGCAUCGCCCUCGCAAUCCGAGUCGCAAUCCUUGGCCUGGAGCCUGCAGCAGCCACCGCGUCGCAUAGCCAUGAUCUCCACGGGGACACAGACCUCGCUAAGCAGCUGUCAGCAUUGUGGAAGCGAGAAGACCUUGCUCUGCCUCAGCUGCACGGGAGGAGCCAGGCAAGAGGAGGAUAAUAGCGAUGAUAGUGAUACGACAGCCUCCGAAAUGGAGGAGACCAACUCCUCGUGCAGCCUCAGCAGCGGUGAUCUCAUUGUGGGCACGCCACGCAACAAGGCCGAGCUGCUGCUCCAGGCCAUACAGCGAACGCCAAAGAAUCGACAGCGGAAGCCGCAUCGUCAUCCGGCACCCUCGUCCUCAGAUCUCAGUGGUGGACAGAACAAUAACCUGGCCAAGGCGGCCACCAGCAGUGGGUGUCAGGUGUGCAAGCGCCAGAAGACGCAGCAUAAUUUUGCCAAUGGCAGGGAGCCAAAACCCAACACCCAUACCAAUGGUGACCAAGGAAACAGCAAUGGCUACACCAGCAUGCUGCAGGAGGAGGAGCAGGAAAAUGAAGCUAAACAGCCAACAGAGGCGCAAAUCAAGAGCACCAAGCUGACGCCCAACAUUGAACGCUGCUCCCUCAACUCCUUGGAACGAGGAUGCAAGACCCCACCGCCGGUGGAUCACAUUGUGGUGCAGUUCAAGACGCCGCUGAGCCAAGUGCCAGCCAAACAGCAACCCGAUGCCAUGGUUCCCCUCCAGCAGCAGCAGCAACAGUCCUUGGGUCGCUCCUCACCAAAGCCAAGUCAACUUCGUUUGAAUUGUGGCAGCAGCUUGGCGGAUAUGGAAACUCCGCCCCCUUCAAGUGCCAGCAUCUCACCGCUGUUGAGGAAGGGUGGCAGUGGUGUCCUGCCCAAGGUCAAUCUCACCACAAUCUUUUGCAGUUCGGCGCCCAUUGCCAUUGGCUGUCCCGCCUUUAGCUUUGAUCCUGCUGCCUUGAGUCAUGCCCAUUCGCAGCUCCUGGCACCCGAUACUACGGGUAAUACCCCACCCGUGCAGAAAUCCUUCUCGGCGCCCACCUUGCCGCAUGCUGCCUCGCUGUCCGUCUCGCCGAGAUUCGCCAAACAGGCGCUGGCGGCGCAUAAGAGGAGAUCACGUCACCUGAGCGAUCGCAGUGAUCGCAGCUCCCUGGGAUCCGAUGAGCAGUUGUCGGACGAGGACUUGGAGUCGGGUCUGUGCAGUCCAGCUGCAGGUGGUUCGCCAUUAAAGUGUCGCGCAAGAUUGGCUGCCCAUUUUGCGGGGCGUCCUUUGUUGGGUAACCUGGAGGAGUCGCUGCUGCAGAGGAGACUUAUGCCCAAGAUUGAGGUAAUGGGUUUCAAGCUGCAGCUAGGAGCCUCGGGAGGAUUCUGUCCCACACAGUUGACCAUACCGGCAAUGUCGUAUUUUUAUGAGCUGCAUGGCGAGACACUGAGCACGCCCUAUUUGUGCGAGAUACGCUUGCCCCGCAAAGGUUACUCAGUGCCGCGAACGGGCACAGUGCAGGCCACGCUUUUGAAUCCCAUGGGCACUGUAGUGCGAAUGUUUGUGAUUCCCUACGAUAUGCGUGAUAUGCCGGCAUUGCAUCGCACUUUUAUACGUCAACGCAUUCUGGCCGAGGAGGUGAGCAAGGAGGAGGAGGUGGGAGAGGAUAAGGCAGCUCAGCAGGUGCCACGCAGUCCCACGGCCAGCAGCAGCACCACCAGCAAGCUGGGACACUUUAUAACCGCCGAGCAAAUGAAGCGAUUGCGCUACUCCAUACACCUGAGAUUCCAAACAUCUCGUUCUGGACGCUUAUCCCUGCACACGGACAUCCGUUUGCUGAUCUCACGUCGCACCGACUGCGAUACAGCGGCUGCCCAUGCCAAGGGCAUUCUGGAGGCACCCAAUGAGCUGGUGACGGACACUUUGAUGCCGGCGGAGCCGCGUUAUAGUGCCAGGCAGGAGAGCACGGGCAGCAGGAUUUAGUAGCUACUGCAGGCGCUGGGCGGCACCACCAUUGAGCUGCUGCGUCGCCUAUGCAAGCAGCUGCAGGACAAGUGGCAGCAGCAGCAGCAAAGGGAGUGGCCCAGAUAUCAGUUGUAGGAGGAGUAGGAUGCUGCAGGAAGCAGAGGGAGAAGGAUGGAGGAGGAGAAGCAGAGGAACCAGCGAGGAAGAAGGAUACAAAAACGGAUGGCAGGAGGCGAAACAAACUCCUGUACUCCCAGCUGCUUUACUAGUUAUUGUUUAAACUAUUAUCUAAGCUUAGUUUCUUUUUUCAAAUUUCCCUUUGAUUUUCGGUAUUCCAUUUGUUUAGGUAUAUUUUGAAUUUACUGAAAUUGUUGAAGAAAAGCAAUCGAAACAGAAUUCAGCGAGGAAAUCACUAUCUGUAGCUGUUUCCACAUCUUUUUGGGGGUCCAUACUUUGAGGAGAAGGCUAGGAAGGAGCGAGCAAUAACUAUAAAACUAUGCAAUGAGUGUGAGAGAGAAUGUGCGAUAUAUAUAAAUAUAUAAUAUAUAUAUAUUUAUGUACCAUAUAUUAAUCAACAAUUUUAACAAGCAAAUUUUGUGUGUGAAAAAGGAGUUGGAAAAAUGUCGUAGUAUUUAGGCAAGGAAAAAGUUGAGAAAAGCGAAAGAAACAUGAUGUUGAAUGAUAUAUAUAUAUAUAGUAUAUAUGCGCUCAUAUCGAUCGUUGUUGUUAGUAGUAAGUGAGUUUGAGAAAGAGUUUAAAAGUUGAUUCAGUUUUGCUUUCAUUUCCGUUUCCGUUUUCGUUUCCGAUUUCUUCAGAGAGAGUGUCUAAUUAAAGCGUGCCUGUGAUACGAUAUGAGCUGCAUUCUAAUAGAGUUCUUUUUUCUCUUUAGGUUAUUAAUAAAUUAAUUUCUUUCUUUUUUGUUGUUCACUCCACAAAAGGCAACCAAGUGUUUGCAAUGUGUAACUUCAAUAAAUACCAAUCUAGAUGUGUUGAAAAUUCCCUUAA
Messenger RNA from Drosophila serrata, 5378 nucleotides. It is a transcript of the gene atos, whose product is annotated as atos homolog atossa. NCBI's taxonomy places the organism in Eukaryota, Metazoa, Arthropoda, Insecta, Diptera, Drosophilidae. The record is from RefSeq and is a predicted model, not a curated record.